UGCGGGCCGGGCCGGGUGGUGGGCAGCCGCCGGCGGCCGCCGCGCAAACUCGUGCCGCUCGCUUACAAGCAGUUCAGCCCCAACGUGCCGGAGAAGACCCUGGGCGCCAGCGGGCGCUAUGAAGGCAAGAUCGCGCGCAGCUCGGAGCGCUUCAAGGAGCUCACCCCCAACUACAACCCCGACAUCAUCUUCAAGGACGAGGAGAACACGGGUGCCGACCGCCUCAUGACCCAGCGCUGCAAGGACCGUCUGAACUCGCUGGCCAUCUCCGUCAUGAACCAGUGGCCCGGAGUGAAGCUGCGGGUAACCGAAGGCUGGGAUGAGGACGGCCACCACUCAGAGGAGUCCUUGCACUAUGAAGGCCGCGCGGUAGACAUCACCACCUCAGACCGAGACCGCAAUAAGUAUGGACUGCUGGCGCGCUUGGCAGUGGAGGCUGGCUUCGACUGGGUGUAUUACGAGUCCAAGGCCCACGUGCAUUGCUCGGUCAAGUCCGAGCACUCUGCUGCUGCCAAGACAGGGGGCUGCUUCCCCGCUGGAGCCCACGUGCGCCUCGAGAGCGGGGCGCGUGUUACCCUUUCAGCGGUGAGGCCAGGAGACCGGGUGCUGGCCAUGGGGGAGGAUGGGAACCCCACAUUCAGCGAUGUGCUCAUUUUCUUGGACCGUGAGCCAGACAGGUUGAGAACUUUCCAGGUCAUUGAGACCCAGAAUCCUCCACGCCGUCUAGCGCUUACACCAGCCCACCUGCUCUUCACUGCUGACAAUCACACAGAAUCGGCAGCCCACUUCCGAGCUACAUUUGCCAGCCACGUGCAACCUGGCCAGUAUGUGCUGGUGGCAGGGAUACCAGGCCUGCAGCCUGCCCGAGUGGCCUCUGUUUCUACACAUGUGGCCCUUGGGGCUUAUGCUCCGCUCACAAGGCACGGAACACUGGUGGUGGAAGAUGUGGUGGCUUCUUGCUUUGCAGCUGUAGCUGACCACCACCUGGCUCAGUGGGCCUUCUGGCCCCUGCGACUCUUUCCUAGCAUGGCAUGGGGCAACUGGGUCCCGGUCGAGGGUGUGCACUGGUAUCCUCAGCUGCUCUACCGCCUAGGGCGUCUCUUGCUAGAAGAGGGUAGUUUCCACCCACUGGGCAUCUCUGGGACAGGGAGCUGAAAGGACCCUACCACUGCCUUCCUGGAACUGCUGUGCUGGAUCCAAAGGCCUCCCAACAGGAUCCCUGGAAGGGAUCUGAGCCUCAUGAGGACGCUGGUCCCAGCUUCUCCUCUGGAGUGGGGAGAUGCACCAUUGAGACUUGACUGGGCUCCUGUCCCCUACUCUCAUCUUGGUGUAGUGAUAGAGCUGCAAGCUGAGCUGUCACAAGGAUGGUGGGCUUUCCUUUCCUAGAGACCUGAGACCAGCCUGCCAUUGCUACUAUUUUACACCCUGCCUCUCGCCAUGAGGAGGGUCCAUUCCAUGUCUUUGGACCUCUUAAUCCAGUCUUUCAUGGGGCCUGGGUUUCUGACUUUACUGUUGGUAACAGACCACAGUAUGAAAAGAUUCUGCCCGUCGGUGGGCUUGCACCUCAGUUGAUGCUGCUAGAUUCCCUGGGAGCCAGCAGGGAGCUGGCUGGACUCAUUGCUGCCCAGACUCCAGAAGGCCACAGCCAGCCCGUCCGUCCUGAGGCCUGACCUGCCCCGCUGACCACACUCCUCCAGACCCACCCUGAGAUUUUUUUUACUGUCAGGGGGCAGAGUUCUCUGCCCUGGCAAUGUGACCAUAGUACCUGGAACUGUGAGGGAGGGGCCUGAAUGUCCUCGCUACCCCUGCCCAGGCUAGGCUCCCUUUUCUGCUGACCCAUGACCCCCACCCCCUCCUCCGGUCAGUCUUCCCCACCUUAUUUAUUGGCAUGGAGGGGGAAGCUCAUGGGAGAAUUUUGGGAAUGUUUUGGUCUUCCUUUUGUAAUAAAAUUAUUUAAGUUGUUA
This is a messenger RNA of Dipodomys ordii (Ord's kangaroo rat), 1964 nucleotides long. It is a transcript of the gene Ihh, whose product is annotated as indian hedgehog. Gene Ontology annotation, biological process: cell fate specification; smoothened signaling pathway; protein autoprocessing. NCBI's taxonomy places the organism in Eukaryota, Metazoa, Chordata, Mammalia, Rodentia, Heteromyidae. The transcript has 3 exons. The annotation marks the transcript as partial. The record is from RefSeq and is a predicted model, not a curated record. Gene Ontology annotation, molecular function: patched binding; calcium ion binding.